AUGGCAGGAUUGAAGAAGGCUUCCGCAAGUCCCCCGCAGUGUCGGUACUGCGGGCUGGACGACGAGAAGCACCUAGCGUACUGCGCAGCUCCAAAUUGCGGGAGAUUUUUCUGCAAUGGAACGGAUAAAGGGCACAAAAACAGCCAUUUCAUGGCUCACUGCGAAAGCAGUGGACACACUGCCGUGUGGAUUUUACGGGACGGUGUCAGCGGUGCAGCCAAGGAAAAUUGCAGCUACCUGGAGGCCAUCCUUAAUAACUGCCACAAACCAAGCUGCAGGCAAUGCGCUUCUAACGACAUCUUCGUACUCGGCACCCAGGACAGCAAAAAUCCAUUCGAUCCCACAAAGACCGUGUGCAUCCACCACGCUGGCGUCGGCGUAAAGGGGCCGAAAAACCAGGCGUGGACACCGUUUGUUGAUGUUAGAAGGAGCAUCCGAAAGCCGACAGAGAUCACUCUGCGACGGCUUUGCCAUUGGCUGGUGGCAGCCGUGCCACCGGGUGUCGUUCAGCCGAACUGGGCAGCCGAUCUAUGGGGCUUGGCGGACCCGAAAGUGGCUAUCGAAUUGCUGGAACAAUUCUGGACCGUCCAACCGGCCGGCACAAAGACGGAGUUGCAGGCGUGGAUGGUAAUGGAACGGAAUAAACCGAAGGACGCCCCGGUCGCCCCCGAGAAGAGCCGCGAUGAAGCUGGUGCCGGCACCUCGGACGCUGAGCGGAGCGAGCUCUCGCUCCCGGAUAUCUCACGCGCGGUCGAUCCGGAGGAGCCGGAUAACUCAUUCGAAAGAAUUUCUGAGCCGGCCAAUUCUUCCCAGGGUUCGAAUGGGGGAGCCGAAGCAGGUAUUGGACAAGAAAAGAUGGACGAACCGGCUCCAGGGACAAACCGCACUCCGACGUCUCCAACCGUUGUGGUAACGCUGGACGUGAAUUCUGGAUCUUCCACCCAAAGUACACCAGGCCGGGACGAAACCUCACGCGCGGGGCCGAGCCGAAUUGACACGGGUCGUCCUCGCGGCGCGGCGGUUAGCCAAAAGCGUCGACCGCUAAUGGAAGACUCGGAGUUCAGUAUCCUCCCGACGCCCAGCCGGGAACCGAGUGAAUUGUCUCACCGGGGUGGUGCCAGCCAGCCUGCUCAUGAAGCCGUGUCGGCGCUGAACGAGUCCGUCUUCGGUGGACAUUUAAUUGGAGUAGUGAAGGUACCGGACGUGAAUUUCACGGACGAAGGGUUGGAUAAGCAGAAAGCUCGGCUGCUUCGGUCAGGAGAUCAUCAGCAGAGAAUCUCUGUCAAAGUAUCACGCACUGGUCUCCAGAUUUCAGAAUAUCUCGGACCGGUUGGAUACGAUCAUCCGUUAGCCGAGGUAGUUCAUAUAUGGAGCGACACCAGGGAUUUGCAUUGCUGCGGGUUUGUAUGUGGAAACCUCGUUGACGGCUUAAUGUUCUAUGCUCUGCGAACGGAUAAACGGGCCGAUUUUGUAGUCGGUGCCAGCUUUCGAUUGUUCCGAUCAAAAUCGCGGCAAUUUCAAGAACGUCUUCCGCACGGCGACCGAAACGCCGAGAAUCGCGGCGAGCAGCAGGAGAUGCAGGACGUGGUGGGCUUGCCGGUCGGCGCACCGAUUUCGCCAGCACCAUCUCUGAAUGGCGAGACAUCGAAUAGUGCAGAGCACGACGUCGAAGCCCCAGACGACGAAUCAGAUGACGCAUUCGAGGAGUCCGACAGGAGCAGUGAUGAAGCAGAGGUGGAAACGGGGGAAAGCUCGCUGAGCACUCCGGAGCUUGCCUUUAAAGGAAUUGCGGAAUUAGUCGACUUCAAGAAACGCACGGUGACGGGGUGGGAUAACUUACCCAAUUUGCGAGAAGGAAUGACUUUACGCGAAGCACGGGCUGGUAAUCCGCCGUCGCCUCAGCCACCGCAUCUGGACUUCUCCCAGUCGGUUUAG
Molecule: messenger RNA, 1935 nt
Organism: Paramacrobiotus metropolitanus
Lineage: Eukaryota; Metazoa; Tardigrada; Eutardigrada; Parachela; Macrobiotidae
Exons: 11
Coding region: 1-1935 (644 amino acids)
Biological process (GO): nuclear-transcribed mRNA catabolic process, nonsense-mediated decay
Cellular component (GO): cytoplasm
Molecular function (GO): RNA binding; RNA helicase activity; ATP binding
Source: RefSeq, a predicted model, not a curated record